AUGGCCUCCACGUUCUUCAACAAUAAGGCCCGCGCCGCUGCAGUUGCAGCAUCCAGCAGCUCCAAGGCCAAGGCUGGAGACGGCAAGGAAGAUACGACUCGCCAGCAGCCAUGGGUUGAGAAAUAUCGCCCGAAAUCUCUCGACGAUGUCGCCGCGCAAGACCACACCACGAAAGUCCUUCAGCGCACCUUACAAGCUUCCAAUCUUCCUCACAUGCUCUUCUACGGUCCCCCAGGAACGGGAAAAACCUCUACAAUCCUAGCGCUUGCCAAAUCACUCUUCGGCCCCGCCCUUUACCGUUCCCGCAUUCUCGAACUCAAUGCCUCCGAUGAGCGUGGCAUCGGAAUCGUCCGUGACAAAGUCAAGAAUUUUGCCCGUGCCCAGCUUUCUCAACCUACAGGCCUUGACGCCGCCUAUCGCGCGCAAUACCCGUGCCCGCCAUUCAAGAUCAUCAUUCUCGACGAGGCAGACAGCAUGACCCAAGAUGCACAGUCUGCGCUCCGUAGGACUAUGGAAACCUACAGUCGCAUUACCCGUUUUUGUCUGGUCUGCAACUACGUCACUCGCAUCAUUGAGCCGCUUGCUAGUCGUUGCAGUAAGUUCCGGUUCAAGUCGUUGGAUAAUUCGGCUGCUGGUGAACGACUGCAGGCAAUUGCGCUCGCAGAGAAUCUGAAGCUCGAUGAUGGCGUCAUUGAUACUCUGAUUCGUUGUGGUGAGGGUGAUCUCCGUCGUGCGAUUACCUAUAUGCAAAGUGCGGCGAGAUUGGUGGGUGCUGCGAAGGCGCCUACCAAGGACGCUGAUGAUGACGCCGAGAUGGCGGAUGCUGGAAGUGCUAGCACUCCAUCUAUUACUGUGCGCAGCAUUGAGGAGAUUGCCGGUGUAGUCCCGGAAAGUAUUCUAGACAGUCUUGUGCAGGCUAUGCAACCCAACAGCUCUGGAUCCGCGUAUGAAGCUGUCUCGAGUGUUGUGACAGAUCUGGUGGCGGAUGGAUGGAGUGCCACACAAGUAGUUGGACAAUUGUACCGAAGGAUUGUUUUUAACGAGGCCAUUCCAGAUCUUCAGAAGAACAAGAUUGUCAUUACCUUUUCAGAAUUGGACAAGCGACUUGUCGAUGGCGCAGAUGAGCACUUGUCCAUUCUGGAUUUGACACUGCGCAUCGCUGGCAUCUUACGCGGCUGA
Molecule: messenger RNA, 1179 nt
Organism: Penicillium maclennaniae
Lineage: Eukaryota; Fungi; Ascomycota; Eurotiomycetes; Eurotiales; Aspergillaceae
Product: replication factor C subunit 2
Exons: 4
Coding region: 1-1179 (392 amino acids)
Biological process (GO): DNA-templated DNA replication; DNA repair
Cellular component (GO): nucleus; DNA replication factor C complex
Molecular function (GO): DNA binding; ATP hydrolysis activity; DNA clamp loader activity
Source: RefSeq, a predicted model, not a curated record